AUGCCUCUCUCAACGACCACAAAAGUUUUGGGUAUUUCCUCUAAAGUGCCCAAUAAAAUAUAAAAUUAGGGAUGUACCCUAUUCUUGCAUGCAAAGUAACACGGCCCUAUCCACCGCCUCACUUUUCCCUUUUGCGCAAAAAAACUGGAAAGAUGUUCGCGGUUGGUCCGAGCAACGCCCGACUCCACUGCAACUCUCCGAAUCCGCUCCUCCCGCCACCGGCGACGGCGACCGCGACAGGAGCUUCCGUACGGUACAAGGAUGUGUUUCUGAAAAGAUGUUUCAAGCCCAGCCAAGUGGUUAUUCCCCAAUGUCAUCGAUUCGGUUCUUCAAACUUGGACACAAAACUUGUUUUAUCUAUUACCAAUACUAAACAGGAACCUUAUAAAGAACUGAAGUGUUCUUCUUCUAAAGGAAUAUUGAUAUCACAACUUUCUGCAGCAGCAUCCCCACAUCUAUCUGGGGAACAAGGCAGUCUAUUCCACAAACUUCCACUUUUACCUCCAAGAAAUUGUGCUGGAAAGAGUCCUCAAGCCUUCAGAGAUGACUCUUACAGUGUAAAACGCCACUCUGGGGUCACCCAAAAACCAGAAUGGUGGUGGAGAACUUUGGCUUGUGUUCCAUACUUGAUGGCUUUGCAGAUGUCAAGUACAGCAUAUUACCUCUUGCCCUUGUUGGAGCACUUGGACGUUGAUAAUUUGAUAUUUUAUAUCCCCGGAUUCGUUCAGAAGUUACCGUGGUGGUUCCCCAUGUUGUACUUCAACCUCGCAUACUUCGGAGUCGUGAGGAAUAAAGAAUUGCCUCAUUUCAUUCGGUUCCAUGUGAUGAUGGGGAUGUUAUUAGAAACCUUGCUAGACAUCGUAUGGUAUUCAAGCAAUUUCAUGCCACUCAUACAUUACAAUGGUACAUAUGCAAUGCAAUAUUGGGCAGCAGUGGGGUUCAUCUACAUUUCCAGCUUGUUGGUGUGUAUAAGGAGUUCUCUCUUAGGGACUUAUGCCAAAAUACCAUUCAUUUUCGAAAACGCACUUAUUCAUACAUUCUUUAGUAUAGGACGAUAUUAUCGACCGUUCUAGACUGCAGUGAGGUAUGUUGUAUAUGAGUUAAGAGUCUUAGAGGUGGACAAUAAAGAACAAGAGAGCAGGGUCUUCAUCGAGCCUGAUGUUGUUUUGGAGAUUUUGUUUGUUAAUUUUUAUGAGCGGGAACUGGGGUUUUAAGAUAUUAGCCAAUUUUUUGUGGUUAUAAUUGGUCAUCUAUCAAAAAUACUUUCU
This is a messenger RNA of Benincasa hispida (wax gourd), 1268 nucleotides long. It is a transcript of the gene TIC20-IV, whose product is annotated as translocon at the inner envelope membrane of chloroplasts 20-IV. The record is from RefSeq and is a predicted model, not a curated record. Lineage: Eukaryota; Viridiplantae; Streptophyta; Magnoliopsida; Cucurbitales; Cucurbitaceae.